Messenger RNA from Bursaphelenchus okinawaensis, 2005 nucleotides. Lineage: Eukaryota; Metazoa; Nematoda; Chromadorea; Rhabditida; Aphelenchoididae. The record is from the annotation of a GenBank genome assembly.
AUGUCGAAACUAGUCGAUUACUCCAACAAACUCACCAAAAUCUACACGAAUUUGCACAAACCUGCGUUAAAAGAGCUUUCUGGUGUUCUGGAGCGCGGUUUGAAGAAGAACUUCGCUGUGGCCAAGGUUGAGGUCACUAAAUGUCCUGGUAAGGCUUUUUUAAAUGCUUUAUUUUGAAUAUUUUUUAAUAGUUUUGAGCUUUGAAAUGUCAGUUGUUUGAUUAGCCUAACAAUGGCUCAAGUUUUGAUCAAUACGUGCUAUUAUGUGUGCUACAAAAGUUUUGUCGUUGAUUUGCACGCUUUUGCACGUUAAAAAACGACAAGACUUUUUGUGUUACUUAAAAAUGUUUGAAAUUGCAAUAUUUACAUUGUAGACCUUUCAAUACCUCGCAAUAGUUACAUAGUAGACAUAUUAGGAUGUUCAAUUAAUUCUGAGCUACCUUUUAAAGCAACUUUUUGGGGUUAGGGACACAGAAUUAUUUGAACCACCUAAAUUAAUAUCGUAUUUACCUUAAAUUAUAAAAGUGUUUUUAGAUCUAACAGCCCCUCCAUACAACAUGGUAGGCCAUGGCAUAGCUCCUUAGAAUUGUCGACUGUGGAAGUCAUGACAACUUUUUCCCCGUCUUCAAGCGUCACAAGCAGUUCAAUAUCAAGGUUAGUAACACGAACAAUUUUAUGUUUUUAUUUUUGUUUUUCAAUUUUAAUCACAAAUUACUUUAGACUUUGGCGAAGAACGCGGACCUUCCGAAUGGCUGGGUGUUUGGACCAGGCGCUGGUCCCAGAGAAUCGCUGGGCAAAAACUGCGAACUUGUGGCCAAUGUCAACUUCAAAACAAAUCAAGUAGGUAAUGGUAAAGCUAAAGGCAAAUGAUUUAUGGCUUUUAUUUUAAAAUAUGUGGUUUUUCAAGUAAUUCUGUCCCUAUAACCUCGAAAAUGCGCUUUGAAAAGGGGCACAGAAUUAUUUUAACAAUUCAAUACGUAGAAUUGCCGUUUUGAAAUAUUUUUUAAAUUAUUUAGGUCAUAUUCUUGUCUAAGUUAUCAUAUAACCUUUGAACAGAUAUGUAAAAAUAUCACAUUUUAGGUUAGUAUAUUGUAACUUUACAAAAUAUGGCCUUUUGUUAUCUUAAUAUACCAAUAUUUGUUUGUAGAUCAACUGCCACCACGGUUUGAUUGCUGAAGAUGAGAAGAGUCAUGUUGCUGGUACUCAUACCGACCUUUGUCUUCAGAUGUUUGCCAAUUUGGCCAUGUGCUCUGAUGAACCGGCUCAGGAUGUUUGUAAGUCUAUGAAGAAGCUAUAUACUAUUAAGUUGUUAUAGGUAACACUAUGUUAUGAGAAUAUUAUAAUUAUUUUCUUUUUUAUAUUAGGUUAUUCAAAUAAUUCUGUGCUCUCACUAAAAACACAUUUCCGGGAUAGGGGCACAGAAUUAUUUAAACAGGUAAUUUUGAAAAUUUCAGUGAGAAUCCAGGCCAAGAAGCGUUUGUCGAAGGAAGAAGGCAGUUUCACCGAGAUCAUUCAAGGUAUUCUGGCCGAAAACUACUCUGACGAUCGUAUGUUGUGCAUGGCCGGCAUCUGGCAGUUUGUCAAGGGACGCGGCCGCUUCCAUGUGGUACCAGAUUACCCAGAGAAAGAGUUUGAGAGCUUUACUCAGGUAUGGCAGGGUAAAAUACGACGUGUUCUGCAAUUGCAAUUUAUAUUAUCAUAGUGUACAUUACUGUUUUUACUCAGUUUUAAAUUUUUUAAUAUAAAAUUAUUUAAAAUUUCGAAAAAAAUUAAAAAUAUAAUUUUAGAUCUUCGAAGAAUGGCUCCACUACUUUGAAUUCUCCGCUCCAAUGACCAUGACUACUGUAAUCCACAGCUCUGUGUUGGAUAUGAAUGUACCGGUUGAACACACUCAUGGCUUUACUGGUCGCGGACAUUGUGGUCAUUACCACGGUGAUGUGACUCCGGAUGAAGCCGAAUACGAUGGAUACUUCAUGCCGGCUUCCAAGUUGUACAAAUUUGACUAA